This is a messenger RNA of Syngnathoides biaculeatus (alligator pipefish), 1419 nucleotides long. It is a transcript of the gene cenpx, whose product is annotated as centromere protein X. The transcript has 5 exons. Gene Ontology annotation, biological process: resolution of meiotic recombination intermediates; kinetochore assembly; DNA repair. The record is from RefSeq and is a predicted model, not a curated record. Gene Ontology annotation, cellular component: FANCM-MHF complex; Fanconi anaemia nuclear complex. NCBI's taxonomy places the organism in Eukaryota, Metazoa, Chordata, Actinopteri, Syngnathiformes, Syngnathidae. Gene Ontology annotation, molecular function: protein heterodimerization activity. Bases 55 to 300 code for a protein of 81 amino acids.
UAUCGCCAUCCAAUCACAUCACAGAGCGCCAAGUUCUCUCCAAACGUCAACAACAUGGCGGAAAGAGAUGCAGAAGUCACGUUCAAAAAGGAAACUGUGAGCAAACUUCUAUCCACCUUCUUCAAGGAGGACAAAAGCAGAUUAAGCAUCGAGGCCACGCUGCUCAUGGCGGAGAUGCUGAAAAUAUUCGUCCAAGAGGCAGCCGUGCGCUCGCAGAAACAAGCCGAAAGAGAGGACUGCGACCGGGUGGAGAUUGAACACUUUGAAAAGAUCCUGCCACAGCUGCUGCUGGACUUCUAGCUGCCACAAGAUGCCGCCAGAGUGUUUCGUGACUUGCCCUUCAAAACGUUUUUUUUUUUUUUUUCCUUGUCUUUUUUUAAUUCCGCUUGUGUCACUCGCCUUCCAAAAGAAGCCAAUAAACGCCUCCCCCCCCCCGCCCGCUUUUUGUUUUGAGCCGUGUGCGUGUUGCGAGCACCCCCACCACCUGCGCAACAACAGGUGCUCCCAGCAUGCUCGGCGGGCGCCCCGCAUCAAAGCCUGCCGCGGCAGUUGGAAGCAAUUAGAGUAAUAAGGGGAGCAGCGAGUCUCUUAGAUGAUGACAAGUGCCAGGAACACACACCAAAAAAACAAAAAAGGGAAAAGAAGUACCCCCUCCGGCCGCUUUGAAGUUCCCUUUUGCCGUCCUGCGAUGUUUAGUUAGAGGUGGAGGGAAGGCCGAAAGGGGAGCUCUGGCGCAGGGGGGGAAAGUUGAACGUGCGUGUACGGGUUAGCCAAACACGGCCCGGGGGACCACACGCAUAGACGCUCUGUUUGAAGGGAAACAUAACAAAACACGGUGCAACACGGCCCGAAGAGGUGCAGGGUGUCAUUGCGGAGGGAAAUAAACACUAAACAGAAAAGAUAGAAAGAGCGAGAGGAGCCGGUCCUCCUUUCAUCCCCGUGGAAGUUCUCUUAAUGGUUUUCCUUUCAUUGUGAGUCAGCGUAACACCUCACGCUAUUUAUCCGUGUGACUCACCAGCUGGGAGUCCAUCUGGAAGCGAGUUUGGGGAGGGGGGGGCGGGAAUUCCACACGCCGCCUUAUUUAGAUUCACGUUCUCCCCGCGCGCACGGCCAAGUUUUUCCUGUCACUAAUUUGUUAGGUUAAUAACUGCUGACGCUAAGAGGAGCCCGCAAGACCCGCGUGCCAAAGUGCCACUUAGCGCGCGGGCCGACCUGCUCGUUCCGGUGACGGGCCGCCGCUUUUUACGCGCGUUGACGCUUCGUUGCUGCGGCCGGUGACUCGCAACCGGUGGUCCACUUAUCGCUUAUAUCCAGCUGAUGCCACGCAAACAACACAAUAAAGAGUUUUGUCUUGAACUACGCAGGCCGCAUGUCCACGUUGCCAAUGUGCACUUGGAAAUAAAUUGAUACAUAAAUUGA